ACAAAAAAAAGCUUCAAAAUUUAAUGAUAAAGAAAACCAUGUGACUGAAGAAUCAAGAAAGAAAUUAAAAAUCAAUAAAGAAAGAGAUAAUGAACCAAAGACCAAAUACAAUGGUAAUGGUUCAUACAACGAUGUGAUAAAAAUCACAAAGUGUGUAGAAGCCAUGCCAGCACCAUCAAGGUUCAGUAAACAUUCAGAAUAUUGCAAAAAGAAAUAUGAUGGAUUAAUUUUAAAUUUCCGUGGAAAAAACCGGAUUUCAAGUAUUCCAGUCACUUUGUAUCACUCAGUCUUUGCAAAAUUUGUUGACAGUGCAAAUACUAUUGAACCUACUGCUGUGGAUUAUAGAUCACUAACUGAGUUGAUGCAUGAUAUGUCAAAAUUUUAUGAUACUGAAGAUUCACGAAAUAAUAUAUUUCGUAGAUGGGCCUCUCAUUAUUUUGAAAUACCUGUAACUAAAUUACCACUUCAUCAAAGAUCACAAGAAGCUGAUCUUGGUAUUGUUUACAACAAAGGAGGGACUCAGUAUAUUCUGUUACUUGGUGAAGCAAAAAAUGAGAUGGGUGAGGGCUCUGGGUGUGUGUACAUGCAAUCUUGCGCUUCAUACAUGAAGUUUGUCAGCACUAACCCUAUGAAAUGUAUGCGGUAUCAUCUUAAUCCUGCCUUCUUGAUUUACUUUGCAGGUUCCACUCUUGCCAUUGGUGGUGCUGUUUUUGGUCAGACAUUUGUUGUGCAACCUCUUACAGGUUGGUUUAAUUUAAUGCCAUUAACAUUUGAUCAUGAGACUUUGGGCACUGUUGCACGGGUAUUUAAAGCACUUAAGAAAGGUUUAGAAGACCUGAAAGAACAGUACAAUAAUUUGAAAUUGUAUGAAAUUACUGGUGAAAAUCUAGGUCAACUGAGACAAGAAUCCUUCCCAUAUCCAUCCUCUUUCACAAAUUUACAUGAUGUACAGGUUACAUUCAAAUACCAGAAACAAUUGAUUGAUAAUAAACUACUUUUUCUUGUGGAUUCCAUAACAACUAGUGACAUAGCUAAAAAUCAACAAUUCAUUAUUAAAUUCACAAAAAAGUAUGGGAAGGAAGUGCACAACUACUGUGCUGCAGCUUGUAUUGCACCAGAACUUGUGGCCAUUAACCAACUUCCUGGAAGUUGGUUAAUGGUUGUAAUGCAAUAUCUUCCUGAGGAGAAGUAUACAUGCUUAGAUAAAAUUCUGACAAAUCAUAAUUGCAAAUACUGGUACAUAAAAGCCAAACAAGCUGUAAAUGUGCUACACAGAGGAGGCUAUGUUCAUGGAAACCUUUGUGUAGCAAACUUUAUGGUUUCAAAUGAUAACAGUAGUCUGCUAAUCAUUGACUUCAAUCAGGCUGACAAGGAGGGUCAUACAACACAUUCAUACUUUAUAAAUCAGGUUGAUACAAAUUCAACACAUAAUGAUAUUGAAGAUGAUGGUAUCAUCACAAAAGAACAUGAUUUAAAUUUUAUGGAAAACUCUUUCUUUAGUUAUACAAAAUAA
This is a messenger RNA of Entrophospora candida, 1513 nucleotides long. Lineage: Eukaryota; Fungi; Glomeromycota; Glomeromycetes; Entrophosporales; Entrophosporaceae. The record is from the annotation of a GenBank genome assembly.